Molecule: messenger RNA, 1386 nt
Organism: Eucalyptus grandis
Lineage: Eukaryota; Viridiplantae; Streptophyta; Magnoliopsida; Myrtales; Myrtaceae
Product: endochitinase EP3
Exons: 2
Coding region: 102-782 (226 amino acids)
Biological process (GO): carbohydrate metabolic process; chitin catabolic process; cell wall macromolecule catabolic process
Molecular function (GO): chitinase activity
Source: RefSeq, a predicted model, not a curated record
AAUAAGAAGUAGAGCCAAGUACCCUUCACACAUCCCACAUUUCAUCUCUUCACUCUACACAUUAAUCACGCACAAUUCGUCAAUUUUAAUCUGGUCCCAAAAUGCUUGCCAUUAUUCUUACCGUCGCCGUUUUCGUCGCCAGGCCACCAAAUGCUGCAGCACAGACAUCGCUGAGUGAUGUCGUGACGGACAGCUUCUUCAACGGAAUAAUUGGUCAAGCAUCCUCAGAUUGUGCUGGGGUGAGCUUUUACACGAGGCAAGGUUUUCUUGACGCUUCCAGAAACUAUCCCGAUUUUGGUACCGCCGUUACCGACGAUGACAAUAAGCGAGAAAUUGCUGCUUUCUUCGCCCACGUCACUCACGAGACGGGACACUUUUGCUACAUUGAAGAAAUAGAUGGGGCAUCCAAGAACUAUUGCGACCCGUCGAACACACAGUAUCCGUGCAACCCGAACGUAGGAUAUUAUGGGCGUGGACCAAUUCAGAUUACUUGGAACUACAACUACGGGCCUGCAGGCGACAGCAUCGGAUUUGACGGCUUAAACUCCCCCGAAACAGUUGCCAACGACGUCGUCGUGUCCUUCAAGACAGCAUUCUGGUUCUGGAUGAACAAUGUCCACUCGAUCAUGACUUCUGGUCAAGGCUUCGGUGCCACGAUUCGGGCCAUUAACAGUGGAGAGUGCAACGGUGGAAACAGCGCUGCCGUUCAAGAUCGGGUGCAGUAUUACACCGAUUAUUGUAAUCAGUUCGGUGUAUCUCCCGAUGAUAAUCUUACUUGUUAGACACCUUGACUUGAAUACCAUAUGGUCUUGCUCCUACUGUACGUGAGACCUUCGAAUAAAUGUGUACGCAUCUUAAAAAGAAAUCUCGAUUUGAAGUACUUAGUACUAUUUCUAUGCAUAAGAAAAUGUUUUCCCGUAUAUUAUAAACACAAGGAUAAGCUUUAUGAUGAAAGUAAUCGAAGGAGGAAGCACAACCCUUGCCUUGCCCUUUUGUUUGAUCGUGAGCUUCCGUGAGUGCCAAGUACUUCGAUUAAUAGUUUGCUGGAUUGCAAAACUAGCGAUAAGCUUUUCUAUACUGUAAACACUCUUUUGCUUGCUUCUUUCGGUCAGCUGAUGAUCUUAAAUUUAGAUAUCAAUCUAUCCUGAAAGACCAUCGAUUUGCAGGGAAAAGGUAUCUCUAGCCCUGUGAACGGGUCUCUAUCCCUAGUGAUAAGCUCUUCAGUAGCCCCGGGAGGGAUUCUGCUUUGCUCCUCCUCGCAAGUUCAAGUCCUACUAUACCCAAACCUGCCAUAGUAUAGUAGGUGAUGCGUAAUGCUGAAAGUCACUCUUUUGCCUUUCGACUCGCUAUGAUACUUGUUGGAGAUACUGUUGCCUCAAGAUUUGA